UGGGGAGGAAACGGAGCUGCAAACUCAGUGCUGCUCGGCUGUACAGGGUGCAGGGCAGAGGGAGAGCCAAUCACCGAAACGCACAGGCUCCCUUUAAGCCUGACAUAUCUCCAGCAGGAACAAAUUGUCCCAACAAUCAACAUCCCAAUCUGCUGCGCGCAUCAGGGGCUGGAGUGGAUAGGGCCUGUGUGCUGCGCGGAAGGAUUGCGCUUGGAUUGCAUCGCGACAACAAACUACUGACACGUUAAAAAAAAACAGCCCCGAAAUAAAUAACUAAAGGACAGCUUUCGUUUUGGAUACGGACGUUUUGGGCGGAGGAGAGAACGCGGGCAUCAUGUCUAUAUUACCGUCCUUCGGCUUUACGCAGGAGCAAGUGGCGUGCGUCUGCGAGGUGCUGCAGCAGGGAGGAAACCUGGAGAGGCUCGGCCGCUUCCUGUGGUCCCUGCCCGCCUGCGAUCACCUCCACAAGAACGAGAGCGUCCUCAAAGCCAAGGCGGUGGUGGCCUUCCACCGGGGGAACUUCAGGGAGCUCUACAAGAUCCUGGAGAGCCACCAGUUCUCCCCGCACAACCACCCGAAGCUGCAGCAGCUGUGGCUGAAGGCGCACUACGUGGAGGCGGAGAAGCUGCGCGGCCGGCCGCUCGGAGCCGUCGGGAAGUACCGGGUGCGCAGGAAAUUCCCGCUGCCCCGCACGAUAUGGGACGGCGAGGAGACGAGCUACUGCUUCAAGGAGAAGAGCCGGGGGGUGCUGAGGGAGUGGUACACGCACAACCCGUACCCGUCCCCGCGGGAAAAGAGGGAGCUGGCCGAGGCCACGGGACUGACCACGACGCAGGUCAGCAACUGGUUCAAAAACAGACGGCAGCGGGACAGAGCCGCAGAGGCGAAGGAGAGGGAGAACAGCGAAAACAGCAACGCAGGCGGCAACAAACAGAACCAGCUGUCCCCGCUGGACGGAGGAAAGUCUCUCAUGUCCAGCUCGGAGGACGAGUUUUCUCCGCCCCAGAGCCCCGACCAGAACUCAGCGCUUUUGCUCCAGGGUAACAUGAGCCACCCGGGGGCCUCUGCUUACCCCAUGUCCGGCCUGGGGGCCCCACAGCCGGUGCACGGCAUGCACGGACACCCGCACCAGCUGCAGGACUCCUUGUUGGGACCUCUAACCUCCAGCCUUGUGGAUUUGGGCUCUUAGAGAGAGGCUGCCAGAUUAUUUUAUUUUACAACAACAAAAAAAGACUGAGAAGUGUAUGAGAUUGAGUACAUGUAUGAAAUAACACUAUAGUAGCCUCUACCUUAUAAUAUAGACUGACUUGUCUGUCGUUAAAUUUGGUGAUAGAACAAAAAAAUAUCCCUUUAUGCGCUUAUACCUGUGUUAUGGCCCCAGCUGUGAGGAGGGGGUGUUCUCCUCCUCCUGCACAUGAUCGACACACCAACGCCACCAGGACCUCUGUGAAACUCAAACACUUAAGUGGACUGACUGCCCCUGUGCUUUAUUUAUGAUAUUUUGUUAAGAUAAGAGAAGAGUUAUGGGAAAAGCUCCUGCGAUGGAAACUAAAGAGGUAACGUUUUCAUUAGAGUCAUGGUCAUUAGUUUCCAAUAAAACUAAAGUAACGCA
Molecule: messenger RNA, 1612 nt
Organism: Hippoglossus stenolepis (Pacific halibut)
Lineage: Eukaryota; Metazoa; Chordata; Actinopteri; Pleuronectiformes; Pleuronectidae
Product: homeobox protein six1b
Exons: 2
Coding region: 335-1189 (284 amino acids)
Biological process (GO): regulation of transcription by RNA polymerase II
Cellular component (GO): nucleus; transcription regulator complex
Molecular function (GO): DNA-binding transcription factor activity, RNA polymerase II-specific; RNA polymerase II cis-regulatory region sequence-specific DNA binding
Source: RefSeq, a predicted model, not a curated record